UCAUUUUCUAUGGUUGUCGACCAUUGAUUCCAAAUCAGAAUACUAUUUGGCGCCUGUAUACAUGAACUUUGGAGUACAUGACGAACACCUUCAGAAGUUAUUUAAUGGCCUCCAAGAAAAUACACAAGAGAUUGUAAAUUUGGAGAAUUCUGAGUAUUCUACCAAAGGGACAGCCAAUACAAGUGAACAGGUUUUGGAAAUUUCCGAGCAAUCGACUUCAUCCCAAGUUUUUUAUGGGUCAAGUCCUUUGGACAGCGAUGAUACACUAGCAAAUUCUAAGGAACCCAAUAUCAGUGAAUUUAGAUUUCAAGAAUCGCCAGAAACCAACAUUUCGUUAGAGACGGGGAUUACUGAAUCUUCAUAUAACUUAAAUGAAAGAUCUCAGGAUGGUCAUUUUAAUCUCUCUACUCCGAUCGAAAGCGAUUUGUAUCAUCGUAUUCCUAAUUUAUAUCGAUUGCUUGACUUGAGCAAUGAUGAAGGAUCAAAUGGUCUUGUUGAUAAAAUCAUCAUUUCCAAAGAAUCAUUAAAGGAAUUUUGCAAUAAAAUGGUCCCAUCCAGUUUCAAAUCAAUCUCGGAUAUAAAUUAUUCGGCCCUGGAUUCUGUUCCAGUUAACUUGGUUGGUUGCUAUGGAAAUCAUGUAUUGAUUGCAAAGCUCUUGUAUAAAGAACAUAUCAUCGAUGAGAAAAUAUAUAAUUUGCUCGUGAAUUCUCAUUAUUUAGAGUCACCUACAAAAAAUGAAAACAGACCCUCUUUAAGUCCUGGAAUUUAUUUGCUCAUGAUGCCAUCAUCAAACUUAGGCUUGGUUAUUCACUGGCAUGAAUCCGGGUGUUAUGAAGAAAACAUUUCAUUUCAAAAAAAGAGAAGCAUGAUAAAUUUGCACAGAUAUCUUACUAAACUCACGGAUCAUCAGCUCUGCCUAAUGAGUGAAUCCGAUUUGGAAUGUUUUAUUUGGAAUUCGGAAAACGAAGAGGUUUCUUCUUAUGAAGAUCUCCAUCACUGUGAAUAUGAAGUGAAAAUGAGUCAAGACGAAAAAGAAGAUUUUGAAAUCUUACCAGGAUUUAUGAUUCAUUUGCCCCAGCAAAUCAUUUCAGAAAUUCAGGAUGGAUAUCCACUACAAGAAUUUGUAGUAAUCGAAUCGGUAACCGGCCAGGCAUUAGUCACUCAAAAGAAAAUUACUGCCGUAUCAAAAAUGAUUCCACGUACUCAUUUUAUAAAAAGCAAGGAAGAAUUCAAAAAUAUGCUUAAUGGGAAUGCAUUGCGUAUCGAAAAAAAUAUGGGCAUCGAAAAUUUAAAGAUUUUAAUUAAUAAUGGGUUGGCUGAAAUUAAAGAAGAGCUUCUUGGUCCUUAUCUCAGUGCAUUAAAAGAUGCAGAAUUACUGUUCAACAAAAAGAAAACGCAAGUAAAAAGUUCCAUAACAGAAGACGCUAAAAUCUUUACAAAUCAUGCUUGGAUAAAAUUGAAACAAGAAUACAAAGAUUUUGAACUAUUGAUUAAUCAAGAAUCGACAGAAAAUCUUACCCCGCAACAAGUUAGUCAAUCCGAUCUCGAGCGUAUCAAAUCAAAAUAUCCUGAUAAAUUUGCUCAAAUCGAAAAUGCCUUGAAAAUAAAUACGAAAAAAUGGAUUAUAUUAAGAAAGCGAUACGUCUUAUUAAACUGUGCUAUACAAGAUGCAGAUCAAGGUGAAGAUACACAGUUGUCAAGUCAAGAUAUUAAGCAAUCAAUGGGCUUAAAAAUGGUCGAAAUUCUCAUGGACGAAGAGCAGGAUGAAGAUAAAUUCGUAAGGAAACAUUUUGGGGAUUCAGAUCAAGAAAAAACAGAAGGCAAUAAAGUUUAUUAUAUGCCAAUAUCGUUUGUAUGGACCAAACUAAAAGACUGGAUUCGACUCCUUCAACCCGAAGCAAGUUACGAAGGAAAAUCCGAUAGAGAUUUCAUUCAAGAAAUCCUUUCCAUAGACGAGAAUAUUUACCGGGAGAAAAAAAAAAUUAUCGAUAUUUUUUUGCAAGAAUAUAUAAUAUGGAAGACAGAAGCCUUUAAGAAAACUAUUAGUAAAUUUGCUCCUAAAUACAGUGCCGAUAGGGGAGCAAUCAGCAAGAAAUUGGAAGCAGAGUAUUCGAGCACAAAAAAUAAAAUUGAACAAGAAGAAUUUAAUAGAAUUUGCAAUGAAAUAGAAAGCAAGUUUUCUGAAGGGCCUAUUUUAAAAAUAAAUCGUUUGUCGUUACAACAUGAACUCUGGAUUUCGUAUGAAAAACAAACCAAACAACCUGAUCAACUCAAAAUCACGAUUUACCAAACAUUAAUUGAUGAGGAGGAUAACUUUUUACUUUCUGAAAAGGAGUUUCAUGUUCCCACACCUAAAUUCAACAAUAAAAAUGUAAAUUCUUUCCAAAUUAAUCCCCAAAUUCAUGAAAUCAGAAAUCUAUCACAAUUUCAAAAUAAAAUUUUUCUCGCAUUAUGGAACAACGAACAAAAUAGACUGGAGAUAUAUUUUGACUUUGCGCCACGUCUAUCACUAGCUGUUCAAUCUAAUCCACCCAAAAUAUUCAAAAUAUUACAUCCCGAUAAAAACACCCUCGUUUCAGUGAAUGAGCAUAAAGGUUUGAUUGGUUUCUAUAACGUUGAUUCCGUAGUUCUAAACGUUUAUAUAUUUGAUGAGAAAUUUAGUACUCUUUACCCGCACGCAACGAAUAUUCAAUUGGUUCAAUGGUAUAAUAAUAUGGUUCCGGAAAUUCAACAAUUUUUCUUUAUCAAAGAUACCGAAGAUAUAUGUUUCAUUGAGAAGAAUGGUCGCUCCAGAAUUUAUAUGAUAGUCUCAAGUCAAUUCCGAUCUAGUUCGUUGCAAUUACCGCCAAAUUUCUCCAAAGUCCUAAGUACACCUGAUGGAACAUGUAUUGUAGCUUUUACCAAAGAUACCGUGUCAGAACAGAAAGAAGAAAUCAACGAUGCAGAUGAAGUGAACAAUUGCAUCGAAGAAACCGACAGUUCAAAUGGGUCCUUGGAUCAAAAUAAUUGUGUUCCAGAAAAACAAGUAGAAAUGAUUCGAGCGCACGUAUUUUUCUGUUCAAGUUUCGGUAAUUCCUCUAGCAAAAUCAUAAAUAUGCCAAGUAAUAUGAAAUCCAUUGAACAUUUUCAAUUUUCCUUUAUUAAGAGACGACAAAUACAUCUUAUUGCCCUAGACGUAACCAAUAGACUGUUUUGCUCACGGAUCAUCAGAAUUACUCUUGAGAAAACCCAGUACAAGUUUCAACCAAAGUUUAAUAGAGAAUCAGUCGAAAGAGUAAAAAUUUUAGCCCCCUCCGACCAAAUUGAUGAUUAUUCUUUUUUGGAAGGAAAGGAUACACAAUUCAAUAAGGACACUUCUGUCGGUGAAAAUAUUGUGAUUUUGGGUGAAAAAAGACGAAUUCUUGAAAUACAAUCGAACACGAGAUUAAAGAUUGCGGGGAAAUUUUCAAAUGUCCUUGAUCAUAAUUGUUGGAUGGGAUUUCAUAUAGAACCAAAAACAAGACUUAAUAAUUUUCUCAACGUUUAUCAAUAUACGUUUAAAAAAUAUCCGAUUGACAAUUGUAUAGAUCCUGAACAAAAUAGGUCUCUGAACUUAAAUAUAGUUCUGGAUUUGUCUAGUCGUGAGGUUGAAGGUUACGAAGAAAAAUUUAGAGAUUAUGUUGAUAACAUGUUCGAAGAAUUGAAACGUUCUACAAAAAAACCGGCAAAAAGUUUGAAAAAAUUUAAAAUUGAUGUAAUGUCCUUUUCCGAACUUGACGUCAAUGAUCCUGAUUUCAAAGAAAACAAGUCAUCAAAAUUUAACCUCGGGGAAUGGAUGAUUCAACUUUCUUGCUUAAUUCCAAUUCAAAUUGCGGUUGCUCGAAACAAUGUGUUCCAACCCCUUCAAGAUGGUUUAACAUCAAAUGAAAGCAGUUUAUAUGAUAUUGAUGAUCAUGGUUUUCAUCUUAAUCAUACGAUAGUGCGAGAAUCUUUUUACAGAACACGAAAACGAUUAUGGCAAAAAUCCGGGCAAGCAUGCGAUUGGGGUCCAUUGGACGAUAACUUAAUUCAAAUUCGCGUAUAUACAUUAAAGAGAUUGCUCCAAACGGCCAUAUCCAUUGGUGUCGAAGAAAAUAAUUCUACAAUUGUAAAGUUGAUGAAUCACGAUACAGGAACUACAAUUGAGGAUCCAGUGGUUACAAUGCCUGAAAUAUUCGAAGAUUUUGAUAAUUCUAAGGAACUUUUUUCCGACGAGAACACAUUACUUUUUGAAGAAAACGCUGACUUUGUGUGCUUAUCUGCAGAUCUAAGAAUGUACUUUGAGGAAAACAUACAGCAAAGAAAAGAUUGCUCCGAUGAUAAUAAAUGUUUAAGUAAUAAGCGUAAUUGUCAAAAAGUCUGCGCAAAAGAAAUUGAUCACGAGGAUGGCAAUCAUAUGUGCCAGUCAAAACGUCAUUACUGCGGUGAACCUUGUUCUUUGUCUACAUACACAAAAAAAGGAAAUUACCAGUGCCCUAACAAAUGUAUUGUUGUCUGUGAGGAAGAACAUGAUCGACAUCGUUGUGAAAAUGAAACGUGCCCUAUUCAAUGUCCUAUACCAAAGUGUCAACGAAGAUGCCAGAGCAAUGAUCAUUUUCAUGCAAACUUGAAAACACAUGAUACAAUAAACCAUUUUUGCGGAGAGGAACAUCAAUGUCAAGAAUACUGUGAAGAACCUGGAGUAUGUAGAGUUUUGACCGAGCCUCAGAGACGUGAAGAGACAUACCAAGGAAAACUCAGAGAAACAAUUAUUACAUUUACUAAACAUAUCCAAAUCAGUGAAAGAUUGAUGUGCUGUAAAAGAAUUCCUCCUAAUAAGUUUAAGCACGAAGGAACGCAUUCUCAUUCCCAGGAUAACAAUAGUUUUCAUUUUUGUGAUACCAAGUGUCAAUUUUGCGAAUAUUAUUGUACUUUGCCUUAUAGACACCCACAACCAUUGCACGAAACAAAACAUGGAAAUAUGAUCCAAACAGAAUUUACGAGUGAAGUUGAUGAAUUUGUGUAUGCGGGUCAUAAAUUACAAAUAGGUGAUUGUGGUACAUUUGUCUUAUGCAGCUUGUACUGUAAAGAUAAAGAGAUGAGACGUCAUCGGCAUAUCGAUUAUUGUAAAGAUGAAGAGACCUGUAAAUUAAAUGCCAAUCAUCCGGACAUUCUGCAUAUUAAUGCUCCAGUAAAUCCAAAUCCUGAUCGGGCAAAAGAUUAUAUCUCACAUCGUCUCUUCUGGAAACGUACUGGAUUCAAAGGUUAUUGCAAUGAUCAAUUGCAAUCAUUACCCAACGACAUUGGCUAUAUUUCAUCUGAUGGUCAUCACUUUCAUUGUGAGAAUCCAAGUAAAAGGGAGGCCGCAUUUCACAUCAUACUUACAUUGGACAGAUCCGCUUCUAUGUCAGAAAACGACAUGCAACCUUUAACAGGCACUCCUUGCUAUAAGGAGUUAAAAAAAAAUCAUAAUAAUAGGAUUGGAGCUGUUUACAGCGCGGCUAGGAUUGGCAACCAAAGUGGCCAGCUCAAAAGGAAAAUUACAAAUAAAGACACUAUAUCAUUGGUACUCUUUGACGAUGAAGUCAUUGUUCCAUUCGAAAAUAAAAUUCUCGUGGACGCUGAUGACUUGUUAAAUGAGAUGAUUAAACACAAAGCUCGAGGAGGAACAGACUUUAAUCUUGCUAUACAAAAGUCGGGAUUUUUAAUCGAUCAAUAUUAUGAUACUGACAAAGUAAAUAUCAUUAUUUUCCUCUCCGACGGUGAAGAUUGCGUACCACGUUAUCAACUUCGACAAAUAUGUGAACAGAACAAAAAAAAGGGGAAUCCUUUAUUUUUGUAUACGGUGUUAUUUGCCAAUCAUACGGAUAGUUCUUCUUUAAAAGAAAUGGCUGAAAUUGCGCAGAAACAUCAUCCGCAAAACACUUCUGCGAGUUCCCUUCGGUGUCAAUAUUAUAAAGUAAUGAAUGAAGUUAAUUUAGUAACAACUUUCAUAGGCGUUUCCGAAAGUAUCAGAAAUCAUCAACCAUCUUUAGUGAAAAAAAACAAUUAG
Molecule: messenger RNA, 6049 nt
Organism: Acaulospora morrowiae
Lineage: Eukaryota; Fungi; Glomeromycota; Glomeromycetes; Diversisporales; Acaulosporaceae
Source: the annotation of a GenBank genome assembly